AUGAUCAAAUAAUUGAGUAUUACAUGGUAAUCCUAAUAGAUAAGUGCAAUUUAAUUGAUUAAUUUUAGUAAAUUCUUUCUUAAUUAAUAAUUUGAGUGUGUUUUCAAUAGGUUAAAUCACUGCUUAAACCAAUCCUCCACCUUAAGGAUAAUAACCCUCCUUUAAAACUUAAAUAUGGCAUCUAAGACCCAUUAAUUAAAUUAUUGGUAGAAAAACAGUGCUCCAAGCUUGGAUAGUAGGACUAUGAUUUAAAUAGGUUCCACCAUGAAUGGUGAUAGAGAUUUAUUUUUUAGAAUUGAUUGAUAUAGGUAAUAAAGAUUACAAUAUUAAAGUAAUACUUUAUGCUGUUUAAGCAGGACAAAUAAUGUCUUGAG
Messenger RNA from Paramecium sonneborni, 374 nucleotides. NCBI's taxonomy places the organism in Eukaryota, Ciliophora, Oligohymenophorea, Peniculida, Parameciidae. The record is from the annotation of a GenBank genome assembly.